CAUUGCGGAUGUGUGUGCUGGGAGCUACUAGAUUGUGGUGCGAUUCUGUGUGUGGCGUUUGUCCGUCAUGUGUGUCGUGUGUGGCCUGGCCGCCCGCAAGCUCCGUCGUGUAGCUGUGUGCGUAUUGCAACCCGUCGUCCGUCGUGAAGAAAAUCGUGAAUUCCGGGCAACAGCAGCGCGGCACUGGCAAGGCAACGCCUACCAACCGAUCCAAGCAAACCGUACGUGUGCCGUCUGUGCGUGUGUGUCUGUCCUGUCGCGAAAAGAAUUUCUCCGCCAUCAUUGACGAGUAAGCGAUGUGGUGCUGAUCGAAAUGAUGAUGAUGCUGCUGCACUUCGCUGGAAAAGUAUGCUGUGGUGAGAACGAAUCGCCUGUGAGACCUCGCUGAGAUGAUGGCUCCAUCUCCAUUCUUUGUGCGUUGGUGGUGUGUGGUGGUACGUGUGUGUGUGUGAUGCAGAAGGCGUCCAGUGUAGGCUUAACCAAGUAACGUGACCACAUCAGUGUGUACUUUGCCGCGAGUGAGUGUGAAUGGGUGAUGAAACGCAUCUGGCCCACCACCAUCACGCUUCAGUUGUAGUAGUGUCCGUCCCCAAAACUUAAGUGUGUCCCUUUUGGCUUCCGGCGUGUCCCGGUCGGCUAAGGGUUUGCCGAACGAACGAAUGCCACACGGUGGUGGUGCAGCGGACGGGGAAAGCUGUGCGCUAUCAUCGUACCGGGAAAGUGGGAUAAGCGUAACGAAUUCUUCCCCACGCCGCAUGAAAACCUAGGUUACCAGGCUUACUCCCCGCCCCCGGGGGGACGUCCGUGCCGUGAACUCCGUGGGAGAGAGUCGGAGUUUCGACCGAACCCCUCCCCAAGGAAUGCAAACUGCUCUAGCGUGUAAAGAAAAACUUCACCAACUAUAUCCAGAGAAUUCUAAACACACCAACAUCUAAAGCCACGAUCCUAUUGGCAAGGAUUGGUGCGGCGCCACACAGGAUUCAUGGAGAACAAUCUGUCAUCCAACGCUGGACCGCCCGAAAGUAGGUCUCCCGUACACAAUCAAAGUAGCCGCAUCCCGACGACCCAGAAUGGCAGUGCCGGAUCCCCCCGACCGCAGCAACCACCACACAGCAACGCACAGCAACAACAGACACAGCAACCGAGGCCACAGACACUGACGCCGACGCGGGAAUCCGCGGCCAAUGGGUCGAUGGCGAUGCAGACGCUCGUCCUGACGGUGAGCAGGGAUGCGACCGGGUACGGUAUGAAGGUGUCCGGCGAUAAGCCCGUGUUCGUCGAGAGCGUCAAGCCGGGCGGUGCGGCACGGCGGGCCGGCUUAAUGCCGGACGACAUGAUACUGAAGGUCAAUGGAACAUCCGUACGCGCGUUAACCCACACCUACGUCGUGGAAAUGAUCAAAGCAUUGGACGCCGUUGAGCUAACCGUACAGCGUGGCAGCAACAGAAUGCAGCGACCAUCGCCAUCGACCAACUCCAUCGCACCGAUGACGCCGGUUGCGCAACGGAACAGCAUCACCGCUCCACAGCCCGUUGAUUGUGCAAAGCAACGGGAGAUGGAAGUGCACAAAAUGAACACGCUGCAGCUGAUGCUCGAUCAGGUGAAGAAAAACCGUGAUAUUCUGAUCGCCAGCAACAAACCGCCCGAGGAAAUUGCCCGGGCCGAGGUCACGAUCCAGAAGCUGGAAAAGGAACUGCAGCAGAUGCUUGGCGAGCCCGGCUCGUACCCGGCAUUCAGCCCGUCGUCGCUCAGCUCGCCACCAUUGUUUCCGCAACCGCAGCUUCCAACCAGUGGCACCACGACGACCUCGACGCCCGCCUUCCUGUCCCGCUUUCCACGCUCGCUGUCUUCGCUGAGCCUGGGUACGAAGAAGAAAUCGUCCGACUCCAAAGAGAUAAGUUCGCCGACGGCGGCCACCCUGUUCGGUUCGCCCGAGUGCCUUAGCCCGACGGAUGGGCUUGGCGGUCCGUUCGCCGGUGGCGGAGGAUUGGCGGGUUCUGGCAGUGGUGUCGGGUCGGGAACACCCACCAAGACGAAGAAGUACAGCGCGAGCAGUGCAGCCGAUCAUCACCAUCAUCAUCAUCUGCACGGCAACCAUCAUCACAUGAACCGGAGCGGUCACUUCGGUGGAGGUGGCAAACAGCAGCAAAACUCUGACAUACCACCACCGCUGCCACAGCGCAACAACAUUCCAAAAAAGUCCGAAGACAUGGUUGACAUGAUGAUGGUUGGCUCGCGACGCAACAUCCUGGUGUCCGAUCUGGACCAUCAGCUUGUCGGGCAGGACACGUCCAGUCUGCAUUCGGCAGGCUCUUCCGGUUCGGCCAGUUCGACGAAAGCUAGCAGCGGUGGCAAAUCGUCGCGUGGCAAGAAAAAGAACGGUAGCUCACACAACAGUAACAACGGAAGUGGCAACAAUAAAGCUAAUAACGCCAACAACAAUAUCGCCAUCGAGUCCCCGAUCGGUGAUGCGAACAUGGCCACGGGCAGUAUGGCUACGACGGCAACCAGUACGACAGAGCUGCAAGCAGAACCACCGCCCUUACCGCCACGCCAACCAGGCAUGCUGGAGGUGGUCAAUCAGAACCUCAUACUGAACAGCGACGACAAUGCUGGUAACAAUUGCACCAACAGCACCGCUGCCGGCACACCGAACGGUAAUAACAACAAUGGCAGCAGCGGCCGGGGCUCGUUCGAGAUGCGCCCACCACCGAACAGUAUCAAUACGCUGAUGAACUAUCCGCUCAUAACGAUCUGCACCCCGGUGCGCGACAAUAUGGCCGCCGCCUUUCCGCUCUCCUAUCGCCCGAACAUUGUGCACCAGAUGCAGCAGCAUCAGCAAACCACCGCGAUGAACCAAUCGGCAGCAGCAGCAGCAGCAGCGGGUGUUAAUCAAUCCAUCAACAAGAAACAUCGACGUAUCGUGUCUUCGCCGGAAAACAUCGGUGCGAAGGAUUUCGGCAUGGUGGGUGAUCAUCAUCAGCAUCCCUUCUACCGGCAUCACAAAACGUCCUCCGACUCGUGGGACAAGCGGUCGGAGAUAACGCCACCGGGCACGCCACCUCCACCGUACCUGAGCACCUCGAUGACCGGCGGUGGUAGUCCUGGCGGCGGCGGCGGUGUCGGUGGUGCUCAUCAGCAACAUCAUCAGCAUCCGCACCAUCAGCAUGGCGGUCAUCUGCAUCACCAUGAGCACACCACUGCCGGUGAUCUGGCAAUAGCAAACCCUCUCAGUAGCAUUAACAACAACAACCACCACCACAGCAGCAGCAGCAGCAGCAUCGGGAAAAACGGCACCACCAACGCGACUGGUGGCAACAACAAUAACUUCAACAGCAUUAACAACAACAACAACAAUGGUGGCAGCCAUAUGAGCUCCUCCUAUCAUGCACACCAUCACCAUGGACAAUCGCCUGUCGGCGGGACAAAUGCGGGUGGUACGGGCACCGUGCCGGGAUGUAUCGUGGCAGCGCAGGCCAAUGUCGCCCAGAAGCCGAUCAUCUCGAUGGAAGACGACGACAUCUCGGACCAGGAAAGUUUCAUCGAGGAGAACAGCCCGUUCCGAUCGCUGACGCAGCUGCUCGAGGCGGAAAAGUCCGUCUAUCUGGCCGUGUUUCUGAACUUUGUGCUCACCAACUCGGACCCGUCCGCGCUGCUGUUCUAUCUGAUUACGAUGCUGUACAAGGAGGGCAGCGUGAAGGAUAUGCGCAAGUGGGCGUACGAGAUCCAUUCGACAUUCCUCGUACCGGGAGCGCCGCUGCUGUGUGCGAACGUGGACGAAGCGCAGGCACGCGACAUUGACGACGUGCUGCAGAAGGAGAACGACAAGGCAGAGAUACUGCGUAUGGUGUUCGUGCGCAGCCGGCUGAAGGCGAAGGAGACGAUCAACCAGCAGCUGCAGCAGUUUCAGACGAAGCGUACCGCCGGGCUGGGCACAAUGUACGGACCGAACGAUCAGCUGCUGCAAAUGGCCAAAGGUGACAAGGUGAAGGAGCAACGCAUCAUCGACGAAACGUUGCUGCCCAAGCUACAACAGUAUCUUGAUGAGCUCGAGCGUGAGUCUCCCAAGGAGGAUCCAAAGAAGUCGGCCCUAUGCUCGGCCCUGUCGACCGUACUGAUGCGGUUCUUCGUUACCCGCUGCAAUCCCGGCGGACCGAUCGACAAGGUGCACCACUUCGUUAGUCGCGAGAAAAGCUUCAAGAGCCGGCUGAUGACCAAGAACCGGAAGCAGACGAUCUGCGGCCACAACUUACACCUGCAGCCGUACUACGAAGUGACGCGGUGCAAUCACUGUCAGAACAUUCUGUGGGGUGUUAGCCCGCAGGGCUACCAUUGCACCAACUGCGAAUUGAACAUUCACCGGGCGUGUGCAAAAGAUCUGAACGAGUACUGUCCUGGGCCGGCGACACAGAAGAACGACAGCAAAAUCACCAAACUCAUGGAGAAAAUCUCGAGUCGCAAUCAUCAUCAAGAUAAGUCCCGCCGACAUGAUGAUGAUGCGACGGCAGAUGACACAACGAUAAGUGAGCGAGGAACCAACACAUCCUUAGCCCGCCAGCCAUCGGACCGCCGGCAGAACCUGAGUGGACAGCUAGCUAACACUAGUGGCACAUCCGACCAUCUCAACAGCUCAUCGUCUGAUGCCUACGGCUACAAACAGUCGGUGGAUGAUGAUCAGUUCCGUGAAAACGUUAAAUCCAAAUCUGCCCCCGUAUCGGUAAACCGAUCCGAAUCGUACAAGGAAAGAUCGCAGAAGAAAACGCGCACCACGCGAAGGAAAACAUCCGAUCCGAGCUUGACAAAAACGGCUGAUGAACAAAAUGAAGCGUCCUCGUUGGCGAACAACAACUAUUCCAGCAGUUCCACAUCUAGUCUUCCAUUGGCACUGGACAGUCGAUCGACCUCACUGGAGGCGGUUAGUGGUGGUGGUGGUGGUGGCGGUACCGGUGCAAUGACUGCGGCUUCCUCGGCUGGUCCAGCAGGAACCGUCAGCGGUACAAACCCGACACACUCACCGGCCACCAUCCUUCCCUCGAGUGCGUCGACCGUGAGCGGGACGAGCGUGGCGCACGGUAUCGGUGGCCCCGGCAGUGGUUUGAGCGUUCCUACCGCCCGCGAAUGGAUCGACAGUGAGGACGAGGGUACGGUCGAACCGGAAGCCGACUGGAGCUCAAACAUCCCGCCCGAAAUCCUCUCCUCCAUCAGCGAUCUGGAAAAGAAGCGCCAGGAAGUGAUCAACGAGAUCUACCAAACCGAGCGUAAUCACGUCCGCACGCUGAGGCUACUGGAGGGCAUCUUUAUGCGGCCGCUGCAGGAAUCCGGUGCCCUGCCGCACGAGCUGCUGAACUUACUGUUUCCCCACUCGCUGAUCCACCUGAAAGAUCUCCACACCGCGUUCGAGCUGAAGCUCAAGCAGCGGCGCAGCGAGCACGGGAACGUCGUACGUGAGAUCGGUGAUCUGUUGCUGACCAUGUUCGAUGGACAAACCGGCGAAGAGCUGAAGGAACAUGCGGCACAUUUCUGCGCCCGGCAACAGAUCGCCCUGGAGGCGUUAAAGGAGCGUCGGAAAAAGGAUGAACAGCUGCAGCGCCUCCUAACCAAGGCCGAAUCUCACAAAGCGUGCCGACGGCUGCAGCUGAAGGAUCUGCUACCGACGGCGCUACAAAGGCUGACCAAGUAUCCGCUGCUGUUUGACAAUUUGUACAACUUUACCGUGCGCAGCACGCCGAAGAAUGAGGGCGAGGCGCUCGCCAUCCGCAAGUCACACGAGUCCGCCAAACGGAUACUGGAUCACGUCAAUCAGGCGGUGCGAACUGAGGAAGAUAUGCAUAAGUUAUUAACAAUCCAACGCAAGCUCGACAAGAGUGGGCUAGAUAAGGAAGCUUCUAUUGAAUUUAGAAAUAUUGAUCUAACCGUACGUAAGCUAAUCCACGAUGGGCCUUUAACGAUGAAGAAGAAUCCAGGUGUACAACUGCAUGGUCUACUGUUCGAAGAUAUAAUGGUGUUGCUGCAGAAGCAGGACGACAAGUAUCUUGUCAAGUAUCACUCUAGUCCCGGGCUCGGCGGAAGCGAAAGCAAGUACGCCGAAGGCCGCUUUAAUCCGAUCACCAAAAUCCAUCUCAUACUGGUGCGACAGAGCGCCGUCGACAAAAAUACGUUCUUCCUAAUCAACACCAACGUCUCGCAGAUGCUGGAACUGACCGCACCGAGCAGCACCGAGUGCAAAACAUGGUUUAAGCAUAUUUCCGAUGCCGCCGAUGCGUACAAAGCACGUACCAAAGGAACGCACGAGUACGGUGACGAGAGUGCCGGCGGUGCUGGUCACCCGCCGAAGGACAGCUUUGAAACCGUCACCGAGACGCAGAAGAUCGAACAGACCUCGACCCCGAUCGAGCGGUUAGAGCGCAAGGAUACGCAGUGUCGUGCGGUGAGCAGUAGCGCCGGCCAUCAGCAACAGCACCAGCACCAGCACCAGCAGCAACAGCUCCCGGCCCACGGUGGUCCAGGUGGUGCGGCGGGUCACGCGCACCCGGCGACAGGCCCAACCGGACCCGGUGGUCGACCGUCGGUGGAUGAAUCUCGUCUUUCGGCCGGGCCCGGCGCGGCGGCCGGCCCUAACGCCAACGAAACGGAGGACAAUCUGGAGAACGAGGAAAAGGAAAAGUUCAAACGUACGCAGCGGCACGAAUGCAACGGUGGCCGUACGACGGACGAUGAGGAGCCGGACGAUGACGAUCAUUAUCCGCGCGGUCCGAGUGCGGGCGGACGGGGUACGAACAAUCCGCGCACGAUCACGCAGCAGUGUUCGCUGGUCGCCCCGAGUGAGAUUCAUGUUAGCGUGAGCGCGACGCUCACCGCGGAACCCAUCCUAACACCGGCGGAGCAACUGCGUCGCUACGAUCAGCUGAUCCAGCAAACGCUCGCCAGCAAGCAGCGGGUCGUGUGCGACAUGUUCAAGGUGCCGGACGAACAUUUCCAGGCGAUCGCCGACAUCGCCGCCCAGCCGGAAGCACCAAAGGAACCGACCGACAUUGUGCUGGCCGCGUUCGCGUACGGCCAAACGCUGAUGGAGAUCCUGAGCGAGUAUAUGCGCGUGACGGAGAGCCAGCAGAUCAGUGCCGUUUCCACCUCGACCUGUGAUGAGUGUAGUGGCGGUGUGCCGUUGCGCGGUCGCACCACCAAGAACCACAUUCCGUCGUUUACCGCCACCGCCAAAGAAACGAUCGAACCGACCGUACCGACGAUAGGUGGUGGUGGUGGUGGUGGUGGUGGCGGUGGUCCGCCAGCCUCGCCCACAUCCGCAACCACUUCCCCGCAAACGGCGUCGCAACCGAUCGGCAUAGCUUCGCAGGAUCAAUCCGUCAACAUCACCGAGGAUGAGGAUGGGUACUGCGAAAUUGAUGAAGUCCGUGCUGCUGCCGUACUGUUGGCCGAGAACGAGAAAGCGCGAAAGCUGACGGAAGCAUCGAAACUCGCUGCUGCGGCCGCUGCGGAUACCUUAGACGACGGUGGCGUUGCGGGGGACGUUGGUCGUGCACCCAAAUCACCCGAGUCCCACAUAGAAAUCAAUGAGAACUAUGACUCGACGAUGAGUCCAUCCAUGACGCAGAAAUACUCUGGACCCCUGGGAGGGGAGCUGUGCGGCAAGAACCGAUUGCUGCACGCUACGACCGUUGCCCCAACCGUACCGUGCCAUCUGAUAGCGAACUACGUGACUGGUUUGAAUGCCCAGAUUUCGCAGCUCUUGCAUAAGAUUAACGAAAAGGAUAUAGAACGAGAACACCUGCGACGGGAAAAUCAACAACUGCGGGAGCUGCUGAAUGCAAUGCAUCAGGAACGUGUUUUAGAAUCACAGGAAACCAACCAAGAACAGCAGCAGCUCGCACCUGGCGAUGAACAACCGGCAGCAGCAGUCGCACCAUCAUCCUCCCCAUCCUUUUCCACGCUGAGCUCGGAAGCCGUAGCGGCGACACCUACUAAUCAGCAGCAGCAGCAAACGUCAUCAACUCCACUACCGGAGGAACAGACCACGACCGGGCCAACCGGGAACAACAGUGCACCGACAGUGCCUACGGACUGAAGCAAUAAGAAAAAGAAUGUCAGGAAGCAGGCAGCCGCGUAUUUCAAAAAACCCAACCCCCUUCCAGCUAUUGUUCGAACGUGGUGUGUGGAUCCCGGUUGUGGCUCUAUGUGUAGUAGUAGGUAGUGUGCCGCUUCGAAAGCAGAGCAGCACAAACGAUCGAAUACUCUGUCCUUCUGUGAACACACACGCACACCACAAACACAUUUAAUUUGAAGGAAGGAUAAAGCACGCGCGAAGGAUGAUGUGGGGUGAGCUAGGGGAGUGAAGGGGGAGGGGGGGGGAGGAGAAUUAGAAUAAUUAAAACUACCAUCACUAGCGCUCCCCGGGAGCAGCAUGAACGUCAUCGUCGUGAACAUAAGAACAAUCGUAGUAGCACAACAGUGAAGUCGGUACCCGGUUUAUAUAUCCUUACGCGAUCGUAGCAGGCGAUUUCUUUUUUACCUUGGUGAAGCUACUAGGAUUAUUGCUGUGUACAGAUUCACUCAAUCUCGCUCUUACAGAAUUGUUUCGAGUAGAAGCACCACUUGUAGCAGCUACUCUUUCACUCCCUAUCAUUCGCUCUCGCUAGUAGUGCAGUUCUAGUGUACAGUAUCCCUAUCUCUCUCUCUAUAUUUCGCUCUUUUGCUUACACGAUGUAAUAAUGCUCGGAGAGAAAGGUGAAUAAGCGCGCCUAGUAAGAUUAAAUAGCCAGCACACACACACACACACACAAUACACAUGUGUAAACGUAGCAGCAAUGUACGUGUGUGUGUGUAUGGGAGCGUGCGUGCAUGUUUUACCUUUUCCCCCCCACACACACACACACACACACACAAGACUUAUCCUUGCAGUUGUUCUACAUAUCCGUGUGCCUUCUUUUUAUCCUCUCAGUCGUAAGGUGGGACUUUUUUGUUUUAUUGUUAUAGAAGAAAAAAAAGCCAGCAUGGAUUCGUUUUUGUUCUCGUCGUUCCUUUUUCUUCGUUUUAAGUAUACGUGAGGCGUGUAUCGGGCACCGUGCGGGCGAAGGCGACGGCGGCCCUCUAUUGUAAUUGAUUUCCCUCUUUCCAAUCUCUGCUACAGCCCACUUCUUAGUGCUUAUGAGUUAUGAGUGCAAAAAACAAACAAACAGGAGAAAACAGGAUGAAGGAAUCCUUUCCCCGAUUUUCCGAUUUCCAGCCAGCCAGCUUUUGCAUGACCCAAGCGAGCAUGAAUGAUAUGAUAUGGAGGUCGGUUUUGGGGCGGGUGGGGGGGGAGGGUUGUUUUUUCUUCGCAUAAAAGCAUUAUUUUAUGACUAUCAUUAUGAAGUAAUGUAACGUUAUUAUUAUAUUAUAUAAAAAUAUUAUAAUUAUUAUUAUUAUUAUUGUAAAACCUGUCUCUGCUAUCGCCGCGCUACUACUGCUAUUGCUACUAUUACUACGCUGUGUUAGUUACACCCGAACCGAGACCCCUGGGGACGACUUUUCAGGAACACUAAACACACACACAAAACCCCACUCUUCCGCCAAACUGUGGAGUGCGGCGCAGAAUAAAUGGUUUAAAAAAGAGCGUUGAACAGAAAA
Molecule: messenger RNA, 9621 nt
Organism: Anopheles stephensi (Asian malaria mosquito)
Lineage: Eukaryota; Metazoa; Arthropoda; Insecta; Diptera; Culicidae
Gene: RhoGEF2
Exons: 25
Coding region: 983-8080 (2365 amino acids)
Biological process (GO): G protein-coupled receptor signaling pathway
Cellular component (GO): cytoplasm
Molecular function (GO): G protein-coupled receptor binding; guanyl-nucleotide exchange factor activity
Source: RefSeq, a predicted model, not a curated record